This is a messenger RNA of Linum trigynum, 675 nucleotides long. The record is from the annotation of a GenBank genome assembly. Lineage: Eukaryota; Viridiplantae; Streptophyta; Magnoliopsida; Malpighiales; Linaceae.
AUGGAGCUUUCCAGAAAAGAACCCGUUGCCAAUGGGCACGCAGAGGAAAUUGAUAGAGAACCCACUGACGACAGCCUAACUCAUGAAAACCCUGUUGAUCGAGCUCGUCUCCCUAGCACGAUGAGGCAGAAAGCUUAUAUAUUCGAUGGUCAUGGGAGUUUUGCUUUGAAUAAACAAAUGCUAGAUGAUAGAAGGUUCCCAAAAAUGCACCUUAAUCUCCAACAGUUGCUUCAGGUGAUUGCCCAUGGGGAGCAAGUACUUCCUAGAGUGAAGGAAAAGUGUUCAACAAAAGGGUGGUUUGCCAGCAAAGACAUUAAUUCCUCGGAAGAGUUGAUUGGAAGAUUGAGGACACUAAAAGAGAAUGUGGGUUUCAUAGCAAACCGUGUAAUGGUGAUUCAGGCAGGUCUUGAUAGUUGGCAAUCUGAGCAAAUCAACCGAAAGCUGUACUAUCUCUCAUUCCUUUCCAUUGUAUUUCUUCCACUAUCAAUCAUCACGGGAGUAUUUGGGAUGAAUGUUGGAGGAGUCCCAUGGACAGGCCAAGAUGAGCCAGAGUUAAAAGAUGGUUUCCAUAAUAGGACGAGAGUAUCCAUGAAAAGAAGUUGGUCGAUCAACAGGAAACCAUUUCUCAAGAGAACCAUCGGGUUACAAGAAAGCAAAGGAUACUUGCGCAUUUGA